UGUAUAAUCAGAGCAAAAGCGGCAAGCAAUUUGAAAAUGGCAUCCUAUUUGAUAAAGGGUAUAGCUUUUUCACCUCAUUUCCACAGUCACGGUAGCAGAAUAAACCCUAGAAAACCCUCUCGUCUUCUUUUAUUUUCAAUGUCUUCUUGGGCCUGCAAAAAAUGCACCUUCAUCAACCCACCUUUUCAAAAAUCCACCUGCCAAAUCUGCUUAACUUCUUCUUCCUCUUCUGCUUCUCCGUCUUCUUCUCCUUCAGCUCCAAAAUGGGCAUGCAAGGCCUGCACUUUCUUGAACCCAUACAGGAACACGAACUGCGAGGUCUGCGGCACGAGGGCCUCAGUGUCGAGAUUCGAGGAUUUGAACGAUACUGAUAUUGAUGAUGAUGAGUCUGGGGUGGGCUCCGUUUUCUUGCCAUUGCAGCGUUGCAAGAGGAAGCUGCAGGACCCAGUUGCGGAUGAAGAAGAUUGCGUUGAAUUGGGUGGGUUUAGAGGAGCUAAGGCUUCGAGUAAGGCGCUGGCCGUGUUGGAGGACUCAGGUUCGGGCACAAUAUCUAGUUCAUUGAAGGUUUUAAGCUAUAAUGUUUGGUUUCGAGAAGACCUGGAAAUGCAUAAUAGGAUGAAAGCCCUUGGUGACCUUAUCAAACUGCAUUCCCCAGAAAUUAUCUGUUUUCAGGAGGUUACUCCUAAUAUAUAUGACAUUUUUCGCCAGUCCAGCUGGUGGAAGGUAUAUAGUUGCUCAGUUUCAUGUGAGAUUGCAAAUUCAAGAGCUUACUUUUGCAUGCUGCUAAGCAAAGUGACUGUGAAAUCCUUCAACUGUAUACCCUUCAGAAAUUCUACAAUGGGGAGAGAACUAUGUGUUGCUGAGGUUGAAGUUCAGAAGGGCAAGACUCUAGUGAUUGCUACUAGCCAUUUUGAGAGCCCCUGCCCAGGACCCCCGAAAUGGGAUCAGAUGUAUAGCAAGGAACGUGUUGAGCAAGCAAAUGAGGCAGUCAACCUUCUCAAAAAGAAUCCGAACGUGGUUUUUGGUGGUGACAUGAACUGGGAUGACAAAUUAGAUGGUCAAUUUCCUUUACCUGAUGGAUGGGUUGAUGCAUGGCGAGAGUUGAGGCCAGGGGAAAAUGGAUGGACAUAUGAUACCAAAUCCAACCCGAUGUUGGCCGGUAACCGUACAUUGCAAAAGCGACUAGAUCGAAUUAUUUGUAAUCUUCGUGAUUUCAAAAUAAGUGAAAUUGACAUGAUUGGGAUGGAUGCAAUACCAGGUCUAUCAUAUAACAAAGAAAAGAAAGUGAAGAAAGAGAAGAAGCAGCUGGAGCUUCCUGUUCUGCCUAGUGAUCAUUAUGGCUUGCUUUUGACAAUCUCUAGCCAGUAAUAUGUUUCUGGUGACUAAUUGCGGUGCUUCUGUGCGUGCUUUUGCAUGCAGUUUUGUAUAGUUAGCAGAUGGAAGGAUGUAAGUGAAGGGCAUCUUGUUUUGAGUUCUGUAUGGAACUUGCUUUAAAAAAUGAUAUAUUUUCAGAUAUACUGCUAA
Molecule: messenger RNA, 1524 nt
Organism: Juglans regia (Persian walnut)
Lineage: Eukaryota; Viridiplantae; Streptophyta; Magnoliopsida; Fagales; Juglandaceae
Product: tyrosyl-DNA phosphodiesterase 2
Exons: 4
Coding region: 37-1368 (443 amino acids)
Biological process (GO): double-strand break repair
Cellular component (GO): cytoplasm; PML body
Molecular function (GO): single-stranded DNA binding; 5'-tyrosyl-DNA phosphodiesterase activity
Source: RefSeq, a predicted model, not a curated record